AUGGAGAGCCAAAGACAGCAACUGAUCGCAUAUGGGAACAUCGCCAACAACCUCUACAACAAUCACCACAACAAUUUUAGAAAUCCAAACAUCAGUAACAUUACCACCACCAACAACAACAACAGUAACACUUCCAACAACAACAACAUGAAAGUUAACAGGAGGUAUACAACAACCAGUAGUAGCCACAACGACAACACUAUCCACAGUCGCAACUACAUCAGCAUGUCCGCUGCUGAAUUCAGAAAGUCGAUUGCAUCAUCAUCAUCGUCGUCGUCAUCAGCGAUGACGUCAUCGUCGUCGGUAGCAACAGUGAUGAUGUCAUCAUCAUCACCGCUAGACGUGCCAAUGGAAGAUGAUGAUGAAGAUACAACGGAGGAGAAUCACAUCAUUAUUGACAAUCAAUCGAAGUUAGAGAAGGCAGAUAUCCUGGAACUUACUGUUAAAACGUUAAGACAACUCAUGAGAAAUUCAGAAAUGAACAAAAUUCAAAAAAGCAGUUGUUUAAAAAAAGACUACGACCUCAACAACUGCAACAACAACAUCAACAACAACAGCAACAACAACAAUAAUAACAACAAUAACAACAACACAAAUGAUGAAUUCAAAAAUGGCUAUAUGGCAUGCAUGACAGAAGUUCAGAACGCUCUAAGAGGCUUGCAACAAAUCAACACACCCACCAAAACAACAAUUCUCACGUCGCUAAGCAACAACAUCAAACACAACAACAACAUUAACAUCAACAACAAUAACAUCAACAAUAAUAACAACGCAGGCUACGACAAUGAUAACAUCAACUCAAACAACAACAACGACAACAUUUACACCAACAAUAUUAACACCGUAAACAACAACAAUUACAACAACGACAAUAUCAAUGACAACAACAACAAAAACAACAUCAACUUGAAGAGUAGCAAUCAGGAAAAUUUACAACCAGAGAGCAGAGUACACAGAUCGACGCGUAAACAUUGCCGAAAAUUAUUCUCCAACAAAACAUCAACACCCUACAGUAAAAAACACUCAACAAACAAUUACAACAACAAUAAUAGCAAUAAUAAUAAAAUGACGUCAUCCUCAUCAACAACGUAUCAGCAACAUAACAACGGCCUAGUAAACAAACGCAUGCCUCUGUCGACUAUUUAUCUGAACAGUGCAAACGUUGGAGCUGACGGAAGUAACACCAACAACAGAGUCAUCAUCAAAAGCAACGACAUUAACAACUAUGACGUCAACAAUGAUGUCAUCAACAACAACAACAACAACAAUAGCAAUGUAUGGAGGCCCUGGUGA
Molecule: messenger RNA, 1293 nt
Organism: Helobdella robusta
Lineage: Eukaryota; Metazoa; Annelida; Clitellata; Rhynchobdellida; Glossiphoniidae
Exons: 4
Coding region: 1-1293 (430 amino acids)
Biological process (GO): anterior/posterior pattern specification; regulation of neurogenesis; regulation of transcription by RNA polymerase II
Cellular component (GO): nucleus
Molecular function (GO): DNA-binding transcription factor activity, RNA polymerase II-specific; protein dimerization activity; RNA polymerase II cis-regulatory region sequence-specific DNA binding
Source: RefSeq, a predicted model, not a curated record